ACGCUGCGCCGCCCGGCCCGGGACCCUCGGGCGACGCCGAGGCGGCUGCCGAGAAGGUGGAGGUGGAGCUGGCGGCGCCGGAACCGCGGCCGCCCCCCGAAGGCGGCUGGGGCUGGCUGGUGAUGUUGGCGGCGAUGUGGUGCAACGGGUCGGUGUUCGGCAUCCAGAACGCCUGCGGGGUGCUCUUCGUGUCCAUGCUGGAGACCUUCGACUCCAAGGACGACGACCAGAUGGUCUUCAAGACAGCAUGGGUGAGCUCUCUGUCCAUGGGGAUGAUUUUCCUUUGCUGCCCUAUAGUCAGCGUCUUCACAGACAUAGUUGGUUGUCGGAAAACAGCUGUUGUAGGUGCUGCUGUGGGCUUCAUUGGACUCAUGUCCAGUUCUUUUGUAAGCUCCAUCGAGCCUUUGUACCUCACCUAUGGAAUCAUAUUUGCCUGUGGCUGCUCCUUUGCAUACCAGCCCUCGCUCGUCAUUUUGGGACACUAUUUCAAGAAGCGCCUUGGACUUGUGAACGGCAUCGUCACUGCUGGCAGCAGUCUCUUCACAAUUUUGCUCCCUUUGCUUUUAAGGGUUCUGAUUGACAACACAGGCCUCUUUAAUACACUGAGGGUCCUCUGCAUCUUCAUGUUUGUUCUUAUUUUGGCUGGCUUUACUUAUCGCCCUCUUGAUUCCAAUGCCAAAGAUAAAGAGAGUGAAAGCAGCAGAUUCUCCCUCUUUUCCAGGAAAAAGUUCAGUCCUCCAAAAAAAGUUUUCAAUUUUUCCAUCUUCAAGGUGACAGCUUAUGCAGUGUGGGCAGUUGGAAUACCACUUGCACUUUUUGGAUACUUUGUGCCUUAUGUUCACUUGAUAAAACAUGUGAAUGAAACAUUUCAAGGAGAAGAAAAUAAAGAGGUGGUUCUCAUGAGCAUUGGUAUCACUUCUGGAGUUGGACGGCUUCUCUUCGGCCGGAUUGCAGAUUAUGUGCCUGGUGUGAAGAAGGUUUAUCUACAGGUACUGUCAUUUUUCUUCAUUGGUCUGAUGUCCAUGAUGAUACCGCUGUGCAAGGUCUUUGGGGCCCUUAUUGCUGUCUGUCUCAUCAUGGGUCUGUUUGAUGGAUGCUUCAUUUCUAUCAUGGCCCCUAUUGCCUUUGCGUUAGUUGGGGCCCAGGAUGUUUCCCAAGCAAUUGGAUUUCUGCUCGGACUCAUGUCUAUACCCAUGACUGUCGGCCCACCAGUUGCAGGGUUACUUCGUGACAAGCUGGGCUCCUAUAACGUGGCAUUCUACCUCGCUGGAGUCCCUCCCCUUAUUGGUGGUGCUGUACUCUGUUUUAUCCCGUGGAUCCAUAGUAAGAAGCAGAGAGAGAUCCAGAAAACCACUGAAGGAGAAAAGAUGGAGAAGAUGCUGGGGAACCAGAACUCGCUGCUUUCAAACCCGUCUGAAAUCUUCAAGAAAGAAGCUGACUCCGUUAUUUAACGUCUUGCAUACCUCCACCAGACUGGACUUGCUUUUGAAUUUUAAGCAAGUUUUCAUUUUAUAUGAAUUACAAAUUUCUUAUUUUUUUAAUCAUACACUUGGAAUAGCACAAUUGGGAAAUAGAACUUUUAUUACUACAAGAACCGUUUUCUUGCACCAAGUAGCUGUCUGAUAUUCCCAAGAGUCUGAGGGAAGAGGCUCUGUUACAGGAAAACAUGUCUGAAAGUCAAAUAUUGUGAAGAUUUGAAGCUAUCUCAUCAAAAAGCAACUUUGGAAACUGUGAAUACUAUUUAAGCUUCUAAAAUAAUUUAAAAUACCUCAAGCUAUACUGAAAGGGUUACAGUUUGGUUAGAACUGGAAAGGUUUUGUUUGUUGUCUCACAUACUGUCUUGAGUUCUGGUACCUCUGUUUUAAAUUCUUCUGCUUUUUGGAAAGCAGAAGAAUUUUGCAAAGUUCAAGCCUGUAUUCUAGAUAACAACAGAUCCACCUAAACUGCAGGACUGUGUGAACAUUGCUUUUCUGCUGCUCACUAAGCUAUGAAAUGAGGGUAUUCUGACUUGUCCAGGGGCCUUCUGGGAACAGAUGUUAGCAGCGUAUCUAGAAGUAAUGUGUGAGAUGAGGAAGAUCCUCUUCAUAAGGGCAGAGCAGUUUUCUUCCACAUAUAUUUGCUGCCUUUGGGAUUGCAGUGUGUUUUGUUCAAGAAGCCAAAACAUCCUAAACUUCUGAUUUUGUCUAAAUAAUAAAAUACAACAGAAUGCUUGAAAGCUGUUCUGGAAAUUAACUAAGAGUAUUUCUGACUUCUAGAUUCAUUAGCCCUGGUUCUUAAAAGUCUUACUAAGCAUGUUAUCAAAUAAGAAUUGAAGCGCAUACUGGAAGGAGGGGCAAUUCCCUUUUUGUGAAGAAAAUACCAUUCUGAUAUAAACAGUUGCUUAAAUUGGUUUAUGAAAUUCAUAGGUCUUAACUGGUUAAAAGUAUUUGUAAAGAAAAACAAUCCCUAUAGUUUCAAAGUUUCCUAGCAAAAACUUGCCUUUAGGUGUGCAGACCUGCAUUGCUUAAUGACAGGGGUAUUUCGCCUCGAAGCACCUCCAGGAGCCAUCUGUUCCAGAACUGUCUGAGGUAAGAACGGUGGUUGCGUGUCUCACUACUUCUGUCUUCCUGUGGUUCCGUGGCAGAGCCCUUCCAUUCUCUGUCCAGGAGGGGGUAUCUGGAAGUGUAGUUUUGGUUUGGGGCUGGCGGCCAAGGCCAGAGGAAGCGAGGCUAUGAACUGAAGGUUGGAAAUCCAGGCACUCAGUCUUCAGCUUCCUCAUCUGCCGCCUCGAAGUUCAUCAUGUAAAGCUAAGUGUGGGAUUUAUGUUAGUGGGAUUGUAGUGCCAGGGACUUUGUGCAUCCACUCAGUGAUGCAGUGUGGCGUACGCACAGCUGCCUCACGCUGCUUCUCAUAGUUCUGUAUCCAGAGUCUUUGGUAAUCUGUUUGCAGAAGGUUCUGUUGCAGGAAACAAAAAACAAACAAAAACUACACUUUGACCAUACCACUCUUUCAUGUUCUUAUUUUAAGCUUUUAAGAAAGGAUUUAGGCCGGGGAUAUAGUUCAGUGGCACAAGCGCCUGCCUGGAAAGCUCAAGGUCCUGAGUUUGAUUCCCGGUACCAAAAAAAGGGAAAGGAUUUAGACAUAAUAAUGUAGGACACUCUGUAGUCCUUUACUGAUUCACCUCCAGUUGUCUAAAACAUUACUUUGCCAUUCUUAUCAGUGCUUUUGAAAAGUUAAAAAAAAAAAAAAA
Molecule: messenger RNA, 3229 nt
Organism: Chinchilla lanigera (long-tailed chinchilla)
Lineage: Eukaryota; Metazoa; Chordata; Mammalia; Rodentia; Chinchillidae
Gene: Slc16a10
Product: solute carrier family 16 (aromatic amino acid transporter), member 10
Biological process (GO): transmembrane transport
Molecular function (GO): monocarboxylic acid transmembrane transporter activity
Source: RefSeq, a predicted model, not a curated record